This is a messenger RNA of Thermothielavioides terrestris NRRL 8126, 2284 nucleotides long. RefSeq lists its product as uncharacterized. The coding region runs from base 521 to 2068 and encodes 515 amino acids. Lineage: Eukaryota; Fungi; Ascomycota; Sordariomycetes; Sordariales; Chaetomiaceae. The record is from RefSeq and is a predicted model, not a curated record. The transcript is spliced from 8 exons.
CCAUCCCAGAUCACAUACCUGGACGAGUACUACCUGACCAAUGACGAGAUCGAAGUGCUCGAGUCCUGUGCCAGAGACAUUGCCGAGAACAUCCCAUUGGGAGCCAUGAUCAUUGAGCUCGGGAGCGGGUCAGUCAUGCCUCGAUGCCGCUCCUCUUGGUCCUUGGCUCCUCGGGCUGACUCGAUCUCUCUGCGUGUGUGGCUUGUCUAGUAACCUCCGGAAGGUGAACCUCCUCCUGCAGGCCCUCGAAGACGCAGGCAAGAGCAUCGACUACUACGCAUUGGACCUUUCGCAGCAAGAGCUCGAACGGACCCUUGCUCAACUGCCCCCGUACCGGCACGUCCGCGCCCACGGCUUGCUCGGGACCUACGACGAUGGGCGAGAGUGGCUCAAGGAUCCGACCAAUGCUUCGCGCCAGAAGUGCAUCCUGAGCCUCGGCUCGAGCGUUGGCAACUUCGAUCGAGGCGAGGCUGCUGCCUUCCUCAAGACUUUUGCCGACGUCCUCGGCCCGAGAGACACCAUGUUGAUUGGCCUGGACGCUUGCAACGACCCUGCCAGAGUGUACCACGCGUAUAACGACAAGGAAGGCCUUACCCACCAGUUCAUCCUGAAUGGCCUUCGUCAUGCCAACAGGGUCCUCGGCGAGACUGCCUUUGUCGAAGAUGACUGGAAGGUCAUCGGUGAAUAUGUGUACGACGCCGAAGGGGGCAGGCACCAGGCCUUUUAUUCCCCGUUGCGGGACACGAUCGUCAUGGGCGAGCUCGUUCGGUCUCACGAGCGCAUCCAGAUCGAGCAGAGCCUCAAAUACUCCGCCGCCGAGGCCCAAGUGCUGUGGCAGCGGGCGGGUAUGACCGAGAUCGCCCAGUGGCGGCGCCGCGAGGAAUAUGGCCUCCAUAUGCUUGCCAAACCGAAAAUGGCAUUCAGCCUUGAUCCCUCCGUCUACGCCCGCACUGCCCUUCCCUCCCUGGAGGACUGGGAAGGGCUAUGGGCGGCUUGGGAUGUCGUGACGCGUGAGAUGCUACCUCCAGAUGAUUUACUUGAGAAGCCCAUCAAGCUUCGCAAUGCCUGCAUCUUCUAUCUCGGCCACAUCCCCACCUUCCUGGACAUCCAGCUCACCAAGACCACCCAACAGCCGCCCACGGACCCAGCUUAUUAUAGGGACAUCUUCGAGAGGGGCAUCGACCCGGACGUGGACAACCCCGAGCUGUGCCAUGCGCACUCCGAGAUCCCGGACGAAUGGCCCGCCGUCGACGCAAUCCUGGCCUAUCAAAGCCGUGUGCGUGCCCGCCUGCAGAGCCUCUAUGCAGAGGGCAAUGACGCCAUCCCGCGCCAUGUCGGGAGAGCCAUUUGGGUUGGCUUCGAGCACGAGCUUAUGCACAUUGAGACGCUGUUGUACAUGAUGCUGCAAAGUGACAAGACGCGGCCGCCGCCGCACGUCCCGGCCCCGGAUUUUGAGAAGCUCGCCGCCAAAGCCCGGGCCGAGAGGGUCCCCAAUCAGUGGUUCGACAUCCCCGCGCAGGACAUCACCAUCGGGAUUGACGAUCCCGAGGACGGGACCGACCCGCAUGCUCCCUAUGGCUGGGAUAAUGAGAAGCCCGUCAGACAUGCGAGCGUCCAUGCAUUCCAGGCCAAAGGCAGGCCGAUCAGCAACGAAGAGUACGCCCUAUAUCUGUACAGCAACCAGCUCACCAAGAUUCCGGCGUCAUGGGCGUAUACCAGCGAGGCGUCGGUCUCAGAUGCAAACAACGCCAGUGCUUCCAGCCACGCGAACGGGGACACCCGUGCCAGCGGCGACGCUAUUGGCCAGCCCGAUGGCGCACCCGCCGUCCCGGAGCACUUCCUCGAAGGCAAGGCUGUUCGGACCGUCUAUGGGUUAGUGCCCCUGAAGCACGCCCUUGACUGGCCGGUCUUUGCAUCCUACAACGAGCUGGCAGGCUGUGCAGCCUGGAUGGGCGGACGCAUCCCGACCUUUGAGGAGGCACGCAGCAUCUACGCCCACGCGCAAGCCCUGAAGAAGAAGGAAGCCGAGAAGCAGCUCAGCCAGACAGUUCCGGCAGUGAACGGGUGAGUGUGCCCAGACACCGACCGCCCCCAACCUCUCUGGCGGCGGAGCGCUGUGCUGACGAAUGCGAAUGGCCAGCCAUCUCUGCAAUAACGGCGUCGAGAUCUCCCCGCCGGCAACGCCCCCCGCGCCUGCCUCCGAGGCCGGCUGCACCGACGCCGACGCCGACGGGCUCUUCAUCGACCUCGCCGGCGCCAACGUGGGCUUCCAGCACUGGCACCC